This is a messenger RNA of Dendroctonus ponderosae (mountain pine beetle), 1648 nucleotides long. It is a transcript of the gene Orc4, whose product is annotated as origin recognition complex subunit 4. Gene Ontology annotation, cellular component: nucleus; nuclear origin of replication recognition complex. Bases 77 to 1345 code for a protein of 422 amino acids. Gene Ontology annotation, biological process: DNA replication initiation; DNA replication. Gene Ontology annotation, molecular function: DNA replication origin binding. The transcript is spliced from 7 exons. Lineage: Eukaryota; Metazoa; Arthropoda; Insecta; Coleoptera; Curculionidae. The record is from RefSeq and is a predicted model, not a curated record.
GCCGUUUACCACCCGGUUAGCAACAGAUCAUCACAUAAACCAUCACCUAACCUCACACAACUUUCAAAAUUGUGCCAUGUCUGGUGAUUUUGAGGCAAUCGUGAAAUAUCUCAAAGAAAAGGUACUCUACAGCGAUGAAGUUGUGGGCAAAGAGAAGGAAAAGAAGCAAGUGUUGAAUUUGCUUCGAAGAACUGUGGUGGAUGGUGAGUCGAACUCCAUGCUGUUGAUUGGGCCCCAAGGGGCUGAGUCGUCCAAGUUAGUGAACAGUGUCCUGAAGGAGCUGGAGGGAUUAAAAGACUACAUAAUAGUAGAACUCCAUGGGCUGCUCCACACGGACGAUCGGCUGGCUUUGAAAAGCAUCACUUUUCAACUGAAUUUGGACAACGCCGUUGACGGCAAAGUUUUCGGUAGUUUUGCCGAGAACCUGGCAUUCCUGUUAGCUUGCUUGCGAACUGGCGGAAAAGAGUCAUCGAAAAGCGUCAUUUUCAUACUGCAAGCAUUCGACUUGUUCUGCGCCCACCACAAUCAAACGCUGCUGUACAAUUUGUUUGAUAUUUCCCAGAGCGCUCAAACCCCAAUCUGUGUCCUCGGCUUGACUUGUCGCAUCAACGUGAUUCAACUGCUAGAAAAACGGGUGAAAUCCAGGUUUUCCCAUAGGCAAAUGUUUCUUUAUGCGGGUUCAGAAGAAACAUCCGAUCUAGACUUUGCCUUGGAUAGGAUGGCUUGGUACCUGGAGCUUCCUCCGAAAUGCCCCGUAGGAAUCACUAGUAAAGCCAGAGAUGCAUGGAACCUUAAUGUGCAGGAGCUUCUAAAAAAUAAAAAGUUUAGAGCUGUAACUGAAAGGAUGAUAGGUUUGGAGCUUAGCGAGCAAAUCUUGAAGAAUGUGCUACUCAAAUGCCUGUAUUCACUCACAAACACCGACCAACUUCUCACUGUGAACCAGUUCGAAAAAGAGCUGGAAUCUUUGGAAAAAGACGAGAUGGUUCAAGUCUUGCAGGAUUUGAGCGCCUUGGAAAUUUGCCUUAUUGUAGCCAUGCAACAUCACAGCGAUAUUUACGACAACAGUCCAAUGAACUUCGAAAUGGUUUACACCAGAUAUGUGAAAUUUGCCCAUAAACAUUCAAGUAUGCAGAACGUUCAACGGCCAGUCGUCAUGAAGGCAUUUGAGCAUAUAGAGGCCAUCGAACUGAUCGCGAUGGUUAAUCAACAAGGCAGCGCCAAGUUGCAAAAGGAGUAUCAGUUUUUCAAGCUCUUAGUCACGCCGCAACAGAUUUCGGAAGCGAUUGGUAAAAUGCAAGGCCUUCCCACUGAAAUUGUCCAAUGGUGGAACAGUUCACUAAUUUAAUUAGACCUGGAUGGAACCUAAAGAACAAACAAACUAUGAGGUUGAAUUCAAUAACAUAUGGUAUAUUAUUUACAUUUAAUAUAAAACGUGUUAGUCCCUGUAGCGCAAUAUGGAACUCACAAGAACAUUUCAACGUGUGGAAAAGCCUACUAUUCGUUAUUUUAAAGACAAAUUUAACACAAUCACAACCAAAAAGCUUCAAAUUUACUUGGAAAAACCCAAAUUGCACAGUGUCUUCAUAGAGCCUUGUAAGCCACGCCAUCACAAAAUACAAACAGAUAAAUAUUGAUAUAAGUAGACGAA